Coprinopsis cinerea okayama7#130 is the source of this 1851-nucleotide messenger RNA. Its product is annotated as FAD binding domain-containing protein. The record is from RefSeq and is a predicted model, not a curated record. The coding region runs from base 1 to 1851 and encodes 616 amino acids. The transcript is spliced from 12 exons. Lineage: Eukaryota; Fungi; Basidiomycota; Agaricomycetes; Agaricales; Psathyrellaceae. Gene Ontology annotation, molecular function: FAD binding.
AUGGCCGUCGAACAGAACCAAAGCGUGGAGUCCACUACAGAUGUCUUGAUCAUUGGUGCUGGGCCAGCUGGGCUCAUGGCGUGCCAUGCACUAGCGAAGCUCGGCAUUAGGGUUAGGAUCGUGGAUAAGAGACCGGAAAAACUCAUCGCUGGACAAGCGGAUGGAAUUCAACCUAGGACCAUGGAGAUAUUCCAGAGCUACGGUCUGCUUGAACGCCUACUCAAGGAAGGCAACCAGAUACACACAGCGGCCUUCUAUAAUCCAAAUGCACAUGGUACAAUUGAGCUGACUGAUCGGGUGCCGGAUGUUACUGCGCCUACAGCGAGAUACCCUUUCGAGGUUACUCUCCACCAGGGAGCGAUCGAGGCCAUUUUCAUGGACUCUAUGGCUGCGUCGGGGGUGGAAGUUGAGAGGCAUGUGGCCCCUGUCUCCAUCUCCCUCGAUGAAGCAGUAGCCCGGGUCUAUGACAAAGAAUGUUAUCCGGUCAAAGCUUCUUUGCGAAACCUGUUCAAUGGCAAUUUGGAAGUUGUGAACGCAAAGAUUCUCAUUGGUGCUGACGGGGCUCAUUCAUGGGUCCGCAAAUCACUCGGGAUUGCGAUGGAAGGCGAGCAGACCGACUAUGUUUGGGGGGUCAUUGACAUCGCCGAGCCAGAAUCAGAUUUCCCAGAUAUUCGCAACAAAGCCGUCGUGCAUUCGAAUCAUGGGACAUGUAUGGUCAUCCCCAGAGAAGGAGAUAAGGUUCGAGUGUACAUUCAGCUAGAUGAUGGAGCGGUGUUGCAGUCUAUAGCAGCGAACAAGAACAAGUCGAAUGGACGUAUUGAUAUGACGAAGUUGGCUGUAGGGCCAGAAGAUCUGUUGUGCGUUGCACAGAAGAUUCUCCAUCCAUAUACGUUGAGAGCAGGAGGUGGAAAGUUCGAGUGGUGGACGGUCUAUACCAUUGGCCAACGCGUUGCAUCACAGUUCUCCGUGCAUAAUCGGAUAUUCAUUGUAGGUGAUGCUUGUCAUACACACUCCCCUAAAGCCGGGCAGGGGAUGAAUGCAAGCAUGGGGGAUUCACAUAAUCUCGUCUGGAAGAUAUCUGCUGUCCUUAAUGGAUGGGUGGAUCCAGAUGUGCUUGAUACUUACGAGCUUGAGCGCCGCAAAUAUGCGCAGGAUCUUAUCUCUUUUGAUAGAAAGUUCGCCAAACUAUUCUCUGGGAAACCGAGAACAGAGCAAUAUCAAGACGGUGUCAGUCACGAGGAAUUCCUCCAGAUCUUUCAGACAUUCGGGGGAUUUACCAGCGGAAUAGGAAUGCGUUACCUUGGCUCAACCAUCACAGACGCAGAUCACACAAAUUCGACUCGGGGCAUCAAGGUCGGGGAAAGAUUCCCUCCUCGCCCAGUCGUUCGGGCAGCCGACUCCAGGCCUAUGGACAUCCAAGAUCUCCUUCACUCGGAUGGAAGAUUUAAGGUUCUCGUCUUUCUUGAAGGGGAGAAAGAGGCGACCAUCGCUUUGGAGGCCCUUUCGAUCGAACUGGAGCAUGUCACUCGAAUGUCACCCGCAAACAACCUGUUUGCUGUAACCGAGGUACUGACGUUCAUCGCGGGCACUGGAGACAGUCCGAGGGACGUUUUGAAUUGGACAUCAUGGCCCCUCAUGCUAAGGUCGCAUUGGUCCAAGAUCUUCGUCGAGAAACCGGACGGGGCAGAGUAUUCACCAGAGGUAAUCGUCGUAAGGCCGGAUGGUUACAUUGGGAAGAUCAUUCCCUCCCACUCCCUCGAAUCACAACUUUCCAACUACUUCUCUGGGUUCCUGAGAAAGAAGACGCAGAAGUCGACUUGCUACAUAGGGCCAGGUCUCGACCAAUCCUGA